AUAGAUGCAUGCUGUGUUUCAUUUGGCGGAUGUAUUCACUCUCACAUACAGCUCUAAUGAUCAGCAUAUGUUAUUUAUUGUAAUUAGGACGAGCACAAGCAUUAAACUAAACACUGCGUGACUCUAGGGAUUUACAUCGUUAACUGGAAGUCAUGUCGGAGCUGGUGGACAUCUUGAAGAAGGCGGCUUGUGACGCAAUAGACGCGGCGGCCGCUGACCUAGCAGACUUGAGUGCCGACAUCUGGAAACAUCCGGAACUCAAUUUUGAGGAAAAACAUGCGCACAGAGUGUUGACAAAUUAUUUGGAAAACAAUGAAUUUCAGACGGAGCGUUCGUACAAGCUGGAGACGGCGUUCAAAGCGACGUACGGAUCACGCGCGGACGGCCCUAACGUGACCUUCAUCAGCGAGUAUGACGCGCUACCGGAAAUAGGCCACGCGUGCGGACACAAUCUUAUAGCAGAAGUUGGAGUGGGAGCGGGGUUGGGACUCAUGGCCGCCAUGAAGGCCGCUGGAAAACCUCUUGGACAGGUGACUGUUCUGGGGACCCCGGCGGAGGAAGGGGGUGGGGGCAAGGUGAAGAUGAUUGACGCAGGAGCGUUUUCUGAGGUAGACGUGGCUAUGAUGUCACAUCCGUUUCCCGUCAACGGCAUUAAACCGAAUGCCUUAGCUGUUGAAAUAAUCGAGGCGGUGUACAUGGGUAGGGCGUCUCACGCGGCCGGCUACCCCUGGGAAGGCAUCAACGCUCUGGACGCUGCUGUCACGUGCUACCAGGGAAUUUCCUGUCUCCGACAACAGUGCAAACCGGACUGGAGAAUACACUGUGUGAUACUAGAGGGAGGUGUGAAGGUGAACGUCAUUCCGGAGCGGACCAAGCUGCACAUCGCUAUUCGGACACCCACUGACCCGGAGAUGAACACACUCAGAGGGAAGAUUAUGAAUAUUGUCCAGUCUGGCGCUCUUGUUACUGGUUGUACGGUCGAGACAUCGACAAUAACAAAAUACUCCUCCAUGCUCCACAACAACACACUUGCGGACCUGUACGCCGGAAACCUAGCGAUCGUGCAGACGGAGAGCGCGCCCUGGGACAGUGGGACGCCUCCUGGCUCAACCGACAUGGGGGACGUCUCUCAUGUGGUGCCAUCCAUCCAUCCCAUGUUUUACAUUGGCGGCACGGCCGUCAACCACACAAGGAAUUUCACAGCAGACUGUGGCAAUCCGAAGGCUCAGACAUUCGCAAUCUACCAAGCAAAGACACUAGCUAUGACAGGCGUGGAUGUUUUACUCAACAAAGGACUAAUGGAGAAAAUACAAGACGAAUUUCAGAACAGCAUGAAGAAGGAAAAAGAUGGCGAAAAUUGAAAACAUAUGUACACACUUUGUCACACAAAUGGAUGUUUUAUUUUAUACAUCAGUUGUAUGCAUGAAUGAACAAUUAUAUCGAUAUAUGUA
Messenger RNA from Mya arenaria, 1451 nucleotides. Its product is annotated as xaa-Arg dipeptidase-like. The transcript has 7 exons. Gene Ontology annotation, molecular function: dipeptidase activity. Lineage: Eukaryota; Metazoa; Mollusca; Bivalvia; Myida; Myidae. The record is from RefSeq and is a predicted model, not a curated record. Bases 153 to 1361 code for a protein of 402 amino acids.